UGAGCACUAAAUAAAAUGGGUAAAAGGCGUGUUUUGUAAAGGGGGAUAAAAGUUCCGCUUUAAAUGUGUGUGUCGAGCUUUAUAGGGCGAACACCUCUUUUUUUUUUUUUUUUUUCAACCGCUUGAGCAUUCAUAAGACGGAAGUCUUUUCCUACGUCACUUCCGCUACUGGUUCGCUUGCUUCCGGUGCGUAGUGGUUGAGGCGGUGGGGUAGUUAGGGAAGGUAGAGCAACGGUAGAGGACAGCAGGCGGGGAUGCAAGUGGACCUGAACUUGGUUUUUUGGGGGAAUUCUCUUCUGCAAAUCCCAGCGUUAAAGGACAUACAGUUUGCUUUUGAACAUUGCAACUUGUAGACUCCGUAGGACCACGGUCCUGUACCUACGCACCGUGGGACACGGACUCACUGUCGGUCAUGGCGAGUUCCUCUCAGAAGUUCACGUGGUGCCCCUGCCAUAAGCACAAGAUUCCCUCCAAGGACACCCACGAUCGCUGCUUGCACUGCCUGGGCAUCCAGCAUGCAAAAGAAGCCGUGCUGGAGUACGGCAAGUGCCCGCACUGCGCUGCCAUGGACUGGAGCACCUGCAUCAAUCGCCUCACCAAAGUACAGGAGGUGCUGCACCGGGAGAGCCAGCAAAGAAAGACAGAGGCUGCCCAAGCAGGUUCUAAGCUCGCGACAGCCCCGGCUCCCGUCAGCAUUCCAAAAGCCACAAUGGACUCGGUCCCUGUCCCACCCUUACCAACCGCUUUCGCUGCAACAUCAGCACAACCCUCUGUCCUCCCUGUGAUGCUAACCAUCCUCUCCCCCCCACCUGCUCAGGCAGAAUUGAACCCCAGCAUCACAAAAGGAGCGCUUUUGACUCCAUUGGCCGUUGAACAGUCCUGCGAUCCAAACCACACUCUGGGUCAGUCCAGUUCCCACACAGUGACCCAUCGGUCUAAGAGGAGGCAUUCCUCUGCAUGUUACUCACGGUGCUCCAAGUGCUCGAAACAUAGUCACCGGCACCAGUGUAGACGCUUUCAUACCUCUUCUUCCUACUCCUCAUCCGGUUCAUCCUGCUGGAGCUCUUCGAGCUCCCCCUGCACUUCUCCUCGGGAGAAGAGGUCACAGCGAGUAUCCCAUACCUCAGCCAAGGACAGGAAGCUUCUGGAGAUGGUGCAGCAGAAGCUAGACACCCAGUGGGCCUUGAUGGAGAAGCGCGUCGAGGCCUUGGAGAGGAGGGCGGCAGAGAUGUCUUCGGUGGUCCCCGCUGCAUCCUCCUCAGACCAGGCCUCACUUUCCGCAGCCGCUCCAGCAUCCACGUCCUCUCAAGAGGAGGAGCCGGAGGUGGAGCAUGUAGAUUGGUGUGGUCCACCCGAGGAUAGGCCAGCCGUCAGGAUCCCUCUGGUUGCCAUGGUGAAGAAGGAGGAGGAGCCUUCCCUCAUAAGAGCUGGCUGGAAAGCCGAGGAAGCCAGCGAGGGGGAAGACACCUCCCUUCUGCCUGAGGACUCUGUCUCUGGACAGGACAUACUGGUUGCUGCAGAGCUCCAGGGCCUCAUUUCCCGGGCAGCCAAAUACUUGGGCAUCAGUUUCCCCAACACACAGACAAGCUCCUCCUCUCCAGGUCCCAGCAUGGUGCCAGAGUUUGAGAACUUGGUUCAGAGCACAUGGUCCAACCCCGCGAGCUCCCGGCCCUUCAGGGAGCUGUUCUGCAAGAUGUACCGGCUGAACGAACGCCAGGCCCCAGCUUACGAUCGCAUGCCUCAGGUCAGCCGCUUCAUGUCCGCCAUCUUCCAGGCCGUGGAGCCAACGGAAAACGCAAUGGUGCCCCUACCAAGCAAGCACUGGAGGUUCACCGAGACCCAAGCGGAGAGGAUGUACCAGACAGCAGGCAUGUUGGUCAGGACAGCCAACUACCUGCGGUACUUGUCUGAGUACCAGCAGCGGCUGCUGGAGGAGGCAGCCGAGGACCGGCCAGCUCAGCGACUGACAGCCAUCCUAAAAGAGCUCCGGCUCAUAAGCCGGUUCUCCUUCCAGCUGUCCUCACACCAGGCAGAGCUCUCUGGCAGGGUCAUGGCCGGGUCUGUGGCCAUCCGGCGCCAGGUCUGGAUGGCCACGACCAACUACACAGACUCCCUUAAAGCCACCGUGGCAGACCUGCCCUACGUUGUCCGCCAGACUAUGGAAGCCAGCACAGGAACUACUUCUGGUUGCAAACAGGAAGUAUCAUGAACGCUGCAGACAGAUCGUAAUCCGUUUCCGUUUUUUGGUACGGCUAACACUGCGCACAGAGAAGUGAAUGACAGUUGCGACGCACGCGUGCUAUUUAAGAAACCUCCGAUGCAUGAAUUGCUUCUGUGCAUCAUUUCUGAAGCGUCUUCUUGCCUUUUUUGUAAACUCAGAUGUGCAAUGUUGAGUUUUCUUGUGUGUAAUUUGUUGAUUGGAUUAUUAGAUAAAUAUUUUACAAUCUUAUAAUAUUUAUGUGUACAUUUGCUAAGUUAAUAGUGAACUACUGGUUUCCAAAGACACUGGUCCCAUGUGAUCUCACUGUUCAUACAAACUGCUGUUUAGAAGGGAAACAAAUACUUUUGUUGUUAAUAUAACGAUUGCCAGGAAUAUUGGGUAUUUAAUUUUAAAGAAGAUGCAAAAAAAUAUCAGUUGACUCAUUGCUGGAAGACACUGUUACAAGUGAAAUACGGUUUCAUUUUUUCAGCAGCAUCCGAUUCCAUUUCGUUUUCCAGUUUAAGCUCUUACAUGUAUAUAUGGUAUAUGGUGUCUGGCUGCCAUAGACAAACAAUGGAGGCACUCAAAUUGAAUAUAUCAAUGUUGCCUUCAUGCAACAUUUCUGA
Molecule: messenger RNA, 2826 nt
Organism: Scleropages formosus (Asian bonytongue)
Lineage: Eukaryota; Metazoa; Chordata; Actinopteri; Osteoglossiformes; Osteoglossidae
Exons: 2
Coding region: 413-2209 (598 amino acids)
Source: RefSeq, a predicted model, not a curated record